AGCGGGUCCUUCCGGGGGUGACAUUCAGCCGGCUGUGGCGGCGACGGACUUUGCAGCCCAGAACCAUGGCCCAGUUUGUCCGUAACCUCGCGGAGAAGGCCCCGGCGCUGGUGAACGCUGCUGUGACUUACUCGAAGCCUCGAUUGGCCACAUUUUGGCACUACGCCAAGGUUGAGCUGGUUCCUCCAACCCCUGCUGAGAUCCCUACAGCUAUUCAAAGCCUGAAAAAAAUAGUCCACAGUGCUCAGACUGGUAGCUUCAAACAGCUCACAGUUAAGGAAGCUGUGCUGAAUGGCUUGGUGGCCACUGAGGUGUGGAUGUGGUUUUAUAUCGGAGAGAUCAUAGGCAAGCGUGGCAUCGUGGGCUAUAAUGUUUAAAGACCAGUGUUCGACAUCGGAUUGUAUUUGAUUUAUUAUUUGAGUGGUUUUGGACCAUGUGUGUUGAGACUGUUAUCUGAACAAAAUAUGUCAAAAAUAAAUGUUUCUCUCAGAUGCUAA
Lepus europaeus (European hare) is the source of this 497-nucleotide messenger RNA. It is a transcript of the gene ATP5MG, whose product is annotated as ATP synthase membrane subunit g. The transcript has 3 exons. The record is from RefSeq and is a predicted model, not a curated record. NCBI's taxonomy places the organism in Eukaryota, Metazoa, Chordata, Mammalia, Lagomorpha, Leporidae. Gene Ontology annotation, biological process: proton motive force-driven ATP synthesis. Bases 66 to 377 code for a protein of 103 amino acids. Gene Ontology annotation, molecular function: proton transmembrane transporter activity.